AAGAAGAAGACUAAGGAGAAGACAACUACCGCGGCGGUUGCGGGAAGACGACACGGCGCGCGCAAGGUAGGAGUCGAAACCGGUCUCGUUCGGUUCUGGUUCCGUCUCAGGCAAUCACACGUGCCCGGCGCGCUCAGUCCCAUUAUCACGGGCGAUCCCGUCGCUGCCACAACGUUACGUGAUACCUAUCAUCGCCGUCAGCAGGCCAACGACGACGACGACGACGUCUAACGCAUCAAAGUUUAUUCUUUUUCAAAUUCCAUUUUUUUUUUUUAUUCUCCGCACUUGAACGUUCGGUGUGAUUGUAGUCGAUAAUAGCAUACGCCAUAUUGUAUGUGCAUAGGUGUUUCGUUUCGGAGGCGUUGGCCACUGAGAUCUUAUUAACAAUUAUACGAGCACAAUAUAUAUUCUAAAAUAACGCGCAUAAUCGACCGCCGUUUUUGUCAUUUCGUUUUCGCGAUCGGUAUACUAUUUACCCUCUAUCAUUCGAGUUAUAUAUUUUUUAUUGUUUUAUUAUCUGUUUCGCGACGUGCGAUGGUCCGGUCGAGCGAUCCGCCGGCAAUCAGUUACAGGUGACGACGGCCAACCGUCAGCACACAGCAUUCGAACGUCGCGCGUCCAACGAUGACGACCGAUGACGAACGUCGGAUAUGAACACUGGACCCGGUCAGGGUGCCCAUGGGCCAUUGUCUCUGCCAAACUGGUGGCCCACCGACCCUCGUCACACCACUUCAUCGACCUCGGAUGUCAUGAGUCAGCUAUGUCGUGUGUGCGGAGAACCAGCCGCCGGUUUUCAUUUCGGAGCGUUUACGUGUGAAGGAUGCAAGUCGUUUUUUGGUCGGACCUACAACAACCUGAGCUCGAUAUCGGAGUGCAAGAACAACGGCGAGUGCGUGAUCAACAAGAAGAACAGGACGUCGUGCAAGGCGUGCCGGCUACGCAAAUGUCUGGUGGUGGGCAUGUCCAAGAGCGGGUCACGGUACGGCCGGCGAUCCAACUGGUUCAAGAUCCAUUGCCUGCUCCAGGAACAGCAGCAGCACCAUCACCACCACAACAACAACAGCCAGCACCAACAGCAGCAACACCCGCACCAGCAACAGCAACACUCGCAUCAGCAACAACAACAACAACACCGGCCGUCCGCGGGCCUACAUUUCCAGCAACAGUCGGCGGCCGGCUGCAGAAUGUCGCUGGACCAGGGCCGCACGCCUCCGCUUCCGCCGAUGUGGGCAGACGUCAAACAUCACCUCCGCCUGGACGCGGACAACAACAACUCCGUGGCCGGUGACCUGAACAAAGAUGGCGUCGGCGGCCGGCUGUCCGUGUCCGCUGCCGCCGCCGCGGCCGUCGUACAGGCCGUCCGACCGGAACUGCUCCGGUGGCCUUCGCCGUUCUUCUCGGCGUUUCCGUUCCCGCCUCCGGCGCCGUUCUUCCUGGCCCUGCAGCAACAGCAGCAACAGCAUCAGCAACAGCAACAGUCGCCGCAGCCGCCGCCGACGACACCGCCGCACGGACACCGGUCAUCGCCGAGUCCACCGUACCGGUCAUCGACGGACGACGACAGCGGUGCGGGGGAACGCGACGAAGACGGCGACCACAGCGACGGUCCACCGUCUUCCAAGCGCUUGGCCGCACCUCGCGACCUGCCGCCGGUCCAGGAGUCGCCGAUGGACUUGUCGGUGACCGCGGCCGCGUCCACGCCCUCGCGGCCACCGCCCUUCGGUUUCCCAACACUUCUCCCGUACGUUGGCGGACGGUCGCCCGGCCACAGUCCGGACCGGUCGCGUCGCCGGCGCCAGCGGCCGCGCAGGCGGAGACCACAACAGGUGUUAGAAUUUGCGGCCGCUGUGGACCGGACGUCUGGUUCGGACGACGACUGCGCGGCCGGAACUGAUUCGGCGCGAGACUCCGACUCAAACGAAUCGGCGACCGGCCUGCCGGAGAAAAACGCGCCACUGGAUUUGACGUUCAACCGGUCGUAGACGAAAUUUUAUUUUUAAUAUUAUUAAUAUAAAUAUAACGUGAUAAAUUUGUCGGUGUUUAUUUCUCUCUCUCUCUCUUUCUUUCUUUCUUUCUCUAUAUUUCCUAUAACGCUCUUUCUAAAUUAUUAUGAUGUAAAAAACUUUGUCUUCUAAAGACGUGCCGCAGGUAUAUAUCAUCAUUAUCAUUUCUAUUAUUGUUAUAUUUAUAUAUAGUAUGUUAUAUAUUAUAUAUAUAUGGUGUGAUCGAUUAUGUUCAUGUGUAAACAAAUUAUAAUAAACAACUCGUGUAACGUGUAUGUCCGAAUUAUAAAACGUGAUAGGCUAAUUGGACUCGACA
Molecule: messenger RNA, 2319 nt
Organism: Aphis gossypii (cotton aphid)
Lineage: Eukaryota; Metazoa; Arthropoda; Insecta; Hemiptera; Aphididae
Product: protein embryonic gonad-like
Exons: 3
Coding region: 651-1982 (443 amino acids)
Biological process (GO): regulation of DNA-templated transcription
Molecular function (GO): sequence-specific DNA binding; zinc ion binding; DNA-binding transcription factor activity
Source: RefSeq, a predicted model, not a curated record